Molecule: messenger RNA, 488 nt
Organism: Caenorhabditis angaria
Lineage: Eukaryota; Metazoa; Nematoda; Chromadorea; Rhabditida; Rhabditidae
Source: the annotation of a GenBank genome assembly
AUGGAUAUUGCCGGAAAACUUGACAAAAACCACGAUCACCAUCAUUGGAUUCGAUUGAAAAGCAAGAAAGGUUAGUCAUGGGGGUCUUAAGGGGUCUCGAAGUUACUUUUACCUUCAAAAUUCGUAUUUAAACUCGAAAAAUUAGCCUAAUCGAAAACUAAUCUUCAAAAGUUUGAAAAGUAUUUUCCAAUUCUUACAUUCAAAGGAAACUAGACGUCUUUUAGAAAUUUAGAACUUGAAAUCUUUGAGAAAGUUUAACAAAACAAGAACUUCACAAAACUUUGUUUGACAAAAUAUUCGUUCGAAAUAUGUGAUUUCUAACUGUUUCAUUUUCAGAGUCGACAUCAACAGCGUCUCCGCCAUGGUUCAGUCAACUACAAAACCCCGAAACCCAACCGUCAAAGUCAACUCUCCAACCACCAUCAACCAACGGCAACUUCACAAUCGCAACACAAAAAACUGAUAAUCAACCAAAUAAUUUGAAUUGA